AUGAAUAGAACUCUCUUAGAGAGGGCUAGAUGUAUGCUCUCACAAGAAAAUUUGGGGAAAUAUUUUUGGGAGGAAGUCGUUGCAACGGCUUGUUAUUUGGUGAAUCGCUCUCCUCACUCGGCUCUUGACUUCAAGUCACCUCUUGAGGUAUGGUACGGAAAACCCGUUGAUUAUUCUAGUUUGAGAGUAUUUGGUUGUCCGACUUACAUUCAUGUUAGUGAUGGUAAACUUGAACCUAGAGCUAAAAAAUGUAUUUUUGUUGGCUAUGGUAUAGGAGUCAAGGGUUAUAGAGUAUGGUGUAACCAAUCUAGAAGAGUCAUAACUUCUAGAGAUAUUGUUUUUGAUGAAAAUUGUAUGAUCACUCAGGGAAAGGAGCUUUCUAUUUGCAAUGAUGUAGGUUCACACCAUGAUACCGAGGAGGAGGUGGAGCUAGAUGAGCAUUCACAUUAG
Molecule: messenger RNA, 450 nt
Organism: Spinacia oleracea (spinach)
Lineage: Eukaryota; Viridiplantae; Streptophyta; Magnoliopsida; Caryophyllales; Amaranthaceae
Exons: 1
Coding region: 1-450 (149 amino acids)
Molecular function (GO): nucleic acid binding
Source: RefSeq, a predicted model, not a curated record